AUGUCUCAUCAGGUCAAACUCCAAAAGGCUAUCAGCAAGCUCAACGUCGAUGACUCCUUAGCACUGAAGCAGGCGUUUGCUGGCGAUGCCCUCCUGGAGCGCUGCCACAACACACGCAUCAAUCCUUCUGCCUACUUAUCCAAGGCUUUCAAGCAUCCAAUCACCCUCUUAACGGCUAUGUUCGAUACUGGCUGUGUGAUCAGCGGCUCUCGAGCGCUGGACUUCUUCAUUCCUGGCUCAGCUAGAGUCGAUUCUGACUGGGAUUUUUACGUUCCUGGGUACAAAGAGUCGGUCGCCGACAUGAUCAGCGCCUUGUCGGUCUGUGGAGUAACCUGGAAUUCUGAAGUAGAUGCCAUCACGACGGCUCUUCUGCGAGACGGACGAGUGGAGGUGAGCACCAAUGUGUUGGAGGCUCUCAUGUCAUGGGUCGCAGACUCUGAUCCAGGCGUGGCAACGGAGCUGUUGGGCGACGUGGUUUAUGAGAUCACGCUGUCUUUCAAAUCACUUAGGUGCACCCUCCCUUCAGCGAGGAGCUAUACGAUUUCUCGGGGUGCUGACGGCAAGACCUACGUCGAGCCACCCGACAACCCCCAAAUCUCCUCUUAUGAAGACGCCUACGAGAGCUCUUCUGGCCAGUCUUUCAACAUAAUGCACGGCUCCGUUGAGACUUCCCAAGGCAUUCAACCUGUUCAGUUGAUCAUUGGGUGUUAUUACCAAGGCAUUAGAAGCUGUUUGAGCUUUAUCAAAGACUUCUAUGCCACCCACGUCCAGUGUUUCAUCGGCGGAUGGUGUGCGGCUCACAUGUAUUACUAUCAUGCUAGCAGAAAGCAGCCAACGCUCUGGGAACGGAGUCAUGACUCAAGAGCUGUCAGGAAGGCGAUAGCAAAGUAUCAAGAUCGGGGCUACUCGUUCCGACCUUCUGAGUCUCGUGAGCCCACUAUCCGCCGCUUCCAUGACGAUCAAACGAUGUUUCUGGACUACGGGGACAUUUACCGAGCCUUUAUCCGUAAACCAAACUUCGACAUGGUCGACGGCUGGCUUGCUGACCGGCGCCGCAACAUUGAAUCGAUCCACUGGGUGGAGUUUGAGAGGAAGCUCUCGGCCAUGUAUAGUCCUUUGGAGGCUUGCGCAAGAGGUCGAGCUUCAUUCGCGUCCGAGAAGUUUGGACUUCCCCUAUGCCGACUCCGACGCCUGGCAGAUAUCGUGGCUCUGAAUACUCCGGAGUCGGAUUGCAUGCGAUCCAAGUCGUUCUACAGCAGCGUGAGGAAAACAAUAGCGGGCACGGAGUGGACCGUCAGGGAAGCGGCAAGGUCAGGUGGGGUUUACUGUGCUCUGCAUGACGCGAAUCCUUGGUCAUGGACAAUGUAA
This is a messenger RNA of Fusarium keratoplasticum, 1368 nucleotides long. RefSeq lists its product as uncharacterized. The record is from RefSeq and is a predicted model, not a curated record. The transcript has a single exon. The coding region runs from base 1 to 1368 and encodes 455 amino acids. NCBI's taxonomy places the organism in Eukaryota, Fungi, Ascomycota, Sordariomycetes, Hypocreales, Nectriaceae.